Molecule: messenger RNA, 1596 nt
Organism: Prorocentrum cordatum
Lineage: Eukaryota; Dinophyceae; Prorocentrales; Prorocentraceae
Source: the annotation of a GenBank genome assembly
AUGCCGGCGCUCUACUUCACGGUCGCCUCGGCGUCCAGCGACGCAGCCGGGAGCGCCGCCUUCGGUCCGCGCCUCGGGCUGCUGCCGGGCGCCCCGGGCUCAGACGGCGGCUGGACGUCGGCGCGCUGCUGCGCGUUCCCGCAGGAGCUAUUGCUGCAGCUGGAGGGCAGCGCCGAGGUCCACGAGGUGGAGCUCUCGGCCCGCGCCGAGCUGGCGCCCUCGGCCGUGGACGUGGCAUUUAGCCGCGACGCCGGCCUCUUCGGCGGCUUCGGCGCGGCCCUGUACGCUGCCGCGAUAGCAGGGCUGCCGGGCUGGGCUGCCCUCGUCUGGCAGGCCGUGCGAGGGCCUGGACAGUCCGCCUCUUCUGAAGGCGGAGGAGGCUACCCUGGACACGAGGAGGAGUGUCCAGAGGUGAUCUGCGAGUGCCCUGAGGUGGUCUGCCCGAGGCCCGAGUGCCCCGAGACCGACUGCCCGAUCGUGGAGUGUCCGUCGGUCCCCGACUUCAGGGAAGUGUACCCCUUGCUGGAGGAGGGCAUCUUCGCCGUCCUCUUCCUGCCGCUGCUGGUUGCCACAGCCGCGGGAGUGCUGCUCGGGUGCUGGUGUGCCAAGAGGACGCGGAGCCAGAGAGGUGCGAACGGUCAGCACGUCAGCCCGUCCGCGUCGGACGAGAAGCGGCGGCAGCUCGCCGCUGAGCAGGUGGCGGCCUACAACGGGGUAGACGAGGACUUGUAUCACGAGACUUUGAUCACGGGGGUCAGCUCAGAGGAUCCCACUGAGGUUACCCUGUACACCGCCGAUCAGGAUCACUAUCAGUUCAACAUAGCGCCUGGGGAUGAUGUAGAGGCGGUGUACUGGAUCGGGCUGCCAGGAGGUCGCCCCGCUCACGUGCCAGAGAAUCAGAUCUAUCGGUUCCGCCACAACGUGCCGCCCAAUGAGCGCCAGAGGCUCUUCGCGGAGGCGCAGGGCAUGCUGGGAGCAGCGCCGGCGCCUCCACCCGCCCCUCUGGCGGCCCCGAUGCGGAAUGUGCAGAGGCAGGGUCUAGGCCGUCCCGCCGGGGCGGCCGCCAGACGCGCCGAGCCCGGCCGCGUGUGGGUCUUCGCUGAGGACCAUGGCCGCCACCAGAAGGGCGACAGCGUGGAGGAGCUCCCCGCGGGGUCAGUGGUGCUGGGAGAGAGGGCGGUCGUCCCCAUGGCGGACGGCAGCACGGCGCUCUUGCAGAUGAUCCCCCAGGACGGCAUUGAUGAGUUCAAGAUGGACGAUCUCAGGGUGAUGCCCGUGAAGUUCGACGGCAUGGGGCGGCGCAGGAGGCUCUUCCAGGAUGGCGUCGCCAGCUUCGUGCCCGACGAGCCCGAAGGGGGCUUGGGGCUUGAGGGCCCUGGCACAGUGUCCUGGAGAUGCCAGACCUAUGUCGAGAGGUCCCAGACGCCGGUGUCUCAGCAUGCGUCGUGGAGGGCGACAUCUGGCCAGCACGUGGCGACGGCCCUCCGCGACGAGCACCAGGUGGCCAAGGAGCAGAGGAAGGCUCGGGAGGAGCGUCGCCUGGGCCGCCAGAACAACAAGAACCACAAGGACAAGGCCCCAGAGGGCCAGGGGUGA